Messenger RNA from Lates calcarifer (barramundi perch), 1551 nucleotides. It is a transcript of the gene alkbh2, whose product is annotated as alkB homolog 2, alpha-ketoglutarate dependent dioxygenase. The record is from RefSeq and is a predicted model, not a curated record. Lineage: Eukaryota; Metazoa; Chordata; Actinopteri; Centropomidae. The coding region runs from base 194 to 982 and encodes 262 amino acids. Gene Ontology annotation, biological process: DNA repair. The transcript has 4 exons.
CCCUCUUGUUGCGGGCGAUCCUCUCCAGCUGCUCCGGGGACAGAGGGCUAAGAGGUGGGCUGGUCGGCUCCGACUCCACCGCCGAGGGCUUCAGCUUCUUCUGCACAAUUUUGGUGUAUUGAGCAAAGUACAGAGCAGGCCUCAAAAACUAAAAGUAAACUCCAGGGAGCACCAAAGACAACAGGUUACUACAAUGGAAAAGUUUGUGGUUCGGGGACCAAAUAAACGCUCCUGCACCAAUGAUGCCCUAAUAAGAAGUCCUAGGAAGAAGGUUAAACUGGAGGAAGAUGAGAGGCUGAAGGAAGAGGAGGAUGAAGAGGAUGAAGAUGAAGCUUUAGCAGAGUUCUCUAACCCUGUCCCCUGGCAAAAAAUAGAAGCAGAGGGACUAGACUGUGAUUAUGCUCAACUCUUCUCCAAGGAGGAGGCAGACAAACUUUUUAAACAGCUGGAAGAGGAGGUGGUGUACUCAACAGGGGAAGAAGCAAAGGUCCAGGUGUUUGGAAAGGUGUACAAUAUACCCAGAAAGCAGGCAACAUACGGAGAUGCAGGUCUAACCUACACUUAUUCUGGUGUGAGACGUUCAGCCUGCCCAUGGACUCCAACCUUGAAAUCCAUUCGGGAUGCCGUCACAAAAACAACAGCACAGACAUUCAACUUUGUCUUGGUGAACAGGUACAAAGACGGGCAGGAUCACAUGGGCGAGCAUCGUGAUGACGAGAAGGAGCUGGACCCCCUCUGUCCCAUCGCCUCUGUCUCUCUGGGAGCAGCUCGAGACUUCAUCUUCAGGCACAGAGACGCUCGGGGAAAACAGAGCCGCCGACAGAUCGAGCCCGUGAGGCUGGAGCUCGCUCACGGUAGCCUGCUCCUCAUGAACCCACCAACUAACACUUUUUGGUACCACAGCCUUCCUGUUCGCAAGAAGGUCCUCCUGCCCCGCAUCAACCUCACCUUUAGACGCAUCAUACUGGACAGAAAGAAAUGAGGCAGCCAUGGCCAAGUGUGGAUUAUCAGCUGGGGGGGAACUCACUUGUCAACACACGGACAAAUAUCACAAAUCUUUAUGUGAUUCUUAAUGGAGCAAAUGAAUCUGAGUGGUAACUGUAAAUGGCAGCACAGAGGUGGCACAAGUUCAAAGUACCACUUUUUCAGUAAUUUUCAUCAGGUGACAUUCUGUAUAGCAGCUGGCAAUGUUCCUGAAGACAUGAACACUCUCAAAUGAACAAUUAUAAACAAUUCAGUCUUUUUUAAAUUACAGGUUCUCACUGAGUGCAGACCAUGUAGGCUACAUUUAGUCAGAACACUGUUCAUGAAUAAAGACUUCACUAUUCAUGUACUAUACACUGAUAGCAGAUUAGGCCUGUAACAUAUGUUGUGGAAGGAAAGUUGAAAGUUGUGUACUGUUCCAAAGUGCAAGUGUAAGUGUGUAAAAAUGUAACUUUUUUGAAUUACAGUCAGUGAAUUAUGUGAUUGGUUGAGAUGUCAUCUGGUAGUGAUUCCACUACUGGAUUUAAAAUUAAAAGUGGAGGAAGCCUGUGGUCCUCUUGGCCAAGA